AUGAAAAUGGUCUCUCAACCGCUUUCGCCAAUAACGCCGUCUGCAGCCUCGUGGUGGUCGCUCAUGGACGACGAACGCUUUGACGACGUAAAGUCAAUCAACCUUGAUCGACUGCCAGGGUCACCGUCAACCCAGCCAGCCACAAAGAGCAGCUUGUGUGCAAUGGCCAUCGCUGAAAGCUCUUCUGACGAAACGACACUUGCUAGCUUUGAUGAUGACGAUGACAAACGAGCUUGGAAGUCUCCAAAAGAUGCAGACAAACGGGUUGGUCAGCAGUCUCCAAAAAAGGUUCAGUGGCAACAUCCAAUUCAAAAAACACUUCAGUUCCAUAAUAACCAUGACUGCACUCCUUCAAUUCGAGAUGCAACUGACAAGCUGCUUGAUUUGGUCGAAGGUAGCGCCUGCAAGUUCAAUACCAAAAAAUCUGAAAGCUCAAAACGGCUAGAAAUCCUCGAAAGUAACGUAUUGGAAAACAAAAAAUCAGCUGUCUGGGAUGCUGUCGACGAUAACUCUAGAAGCGAGAGUCGCAAUCACCCAAAGAGAAUUUCCUUUGUCAAUGGAUCCUUUGAUUUCAAUCCAGACCAUGGGAAGGGCGUAGCAUUUAGCUCAGACGAUCGUUUCUUUGACCUGGAAGAUGAGCUGGGCAACAUUCGGCAGCAAAGAAGUACCGGUUCUGAAUUUUUCUCCAAAUACAAAGACUGGCUGAGGGGAUCAGGAUCUGUGUUUGAUCGAGAAACCCCAAAUUUGGAAAGGGAAUACAGGCAUUCGAAAAAUUGCAAAAGUCUAGCUGCAGAAAUUGUAAUUCGAAGAUAUAAGAAGAACGAAUCCCACCCGGCUCUUCCGCCAGACAUAAAACGCAAACCCCACAAGACAGGGUCGAAGGCGAACAAAGCUGUCCCAGAGACCGUCAACAUCUCUCCGAAAACAGAAGUAAACCUCCGUUCACUUCAUCAAGUGUUCAGUGGUCUUACUCCAAGUCCUGGAGGGAGAAAGUGUUUUCACGACGAAUCAUUCGCAGAUGAAAAGAUCCCGAAAACCUGCAUGUUGUCAAUUUCACCUGUCCUCGCUUCCAAGACGCGCAAGAUUUUUAAAAGACUUGCAUUUGCCCACUCUGCAUCAACAUUGUCAACAUCCAUGAUGACUGGAGAAAGUCGACAACUUCAUACUCCGGAAAACAAUCUUGAAAAUUCUGCAAAAGCUAGUUUUUACUUUGCAGACAACAGAAACUCCUACGUGGCUUACUUCCAAAGAGGCGAUGACGCUCAUAAGUGUGUUGACCUCUACGAGCAGCCAUCACCUUCAAUUUUCCCAACUCUCGAGUCUGAAGUUGUCGUCCGCAUUGAAGCGUCAACAAUUUCAAAAGCAGACUGUUUUGUUCGAAGUGGCUUAUGGUGGGGAGAGGACAGCAUGUCGAAACUCACGCUCCCUAUCGUUCCAGGUGUUGCCUUCUGCGGAAUCGUACACCAAAUUGACAAAAGGCGUCAUCGAAGCGGUUUGAAGAGAGGUGACCGAGUGAUUGCUCUUGUACGGGUUGGGGCUAACGCUCGGCAUUUGUGCGUCCAUACUGAUCGAGUAAUAAAAGUCGCAACAGAUCUGACAGAUGUGCGAUCACUGGCUUGUCUUCCCGAAGUGUAUCUCACGGCAUUUCAGUCGCUAAAUAUUAUUCGCAAGAAUUCUUGUCGCUAUCGUUCGUCUUCAUUGACAGGCAAAUCUAUUCUGGUACUCGGAGGGGAAACCUUGCUUGGUCGAGCAGUCCUUGAGCUGGCGUGCGCUUCCAACGCAGCCACUGUGUACGCCACGGCACCAAAGAGCCAGUUCAAUCUUAUUGAACAAUGGGGGGCCGUUCCUUUGGAAGAGAAUCCCCAUCAUUGGUUUUCCCUGCUCAAAGGGCGCCUAGACAUGCUUAUCAGUGUCAAGGAUUCCACAAGCGAUGAAUCGGAGCUCAAAUCUGAGCACGCACAAGCACUUAACCGAAAGGGUAUCAUUGUAGAAGUCGGAAAGCCUGAGCGAAAGGAACGAUUGAUGGUUUCCCUAGACAAUCUCGAGACUUGUGGUACUGAAAUGGAUCGGAAGCUUUAUCACUACAAUGUGUUUGAUGCCUGGGAGAAAGACCCGAAACAAGCUAAGCGCGACCUGUCCCACCUCUUGAACAUGUUGCAAAAGGGGUUCAUCCGGCCCAAGAUCCUCAAAACUGUUCCUUUAAGUAAAGUUGCCAUGGUCCACAACUUUCUUGAAAGUAAGUGCCGAGACGGAUUCAUGCUUUGUGAGCCUUGGGCGAAUUCAGCGAGGCGUGAAAUUAGCACCUCGGGAAUUGGUUUUCACGGAGAGUUGGCUAGCUUUCCUGUUGGUGACGGCCGAAAAAGAAAAAAAAAUAUAACAGAGUCACAGCGAGUCGCCAUCUGA
This is a messenger RNA of Phaeodactylum tricornutum CCAP 1055/1, 2403 nucleotides long. RefSeq lists its product with no specific name. The record is from RefSeq and is a predicted model, not a curated record. The transcript has a single exon. Lineage: Eukaryota; Bacillariophyta; Bacillariophyceae; Surirellales; Neidiaceae. Gene Ontology annotation, molecular function: oxidoreductase activity. The coding region runs from base 1 to 2403 and encodes 800 amino acids.